GAAUUCUUCAUCAAAUUGCAGAACAGGACCGCAUACAUUCACAUCCGGGACAUACACUGUAAAGAUUACUGUUAUGGCGGCGAUGUGUUGGUCAUAAGUAUUAAUAAACUUUAUAUAGUGAUCCAUACUUUUAUUUUCAAAUACAUUGAGGCUUUUAUUUUCCAAAACCUAGUGUUAAAUGUCUUCAAAUAAUAAGAAACAUGCAGAAUGUAGUUCACAAUUCUAAAUGUGAUAGCCUUAGAGACAGUGAAAUAAACGAAUCUAUUAAAGACCAUUCUAGGUCUUCGUCACCUCUAAGUGGUAAUCUAAACGUAGAAAGGGGACCAAGCGUCACAUCUCUUCAAACUCAUUUUAUGGCCGAAGUUUCCGAAAGUGAGGAGGACGAUGUUUCGGAUGU
This is a messenger RNA of Parasteatoda tepidariorum (common house spider), 397 nucleotides long. RefSeq names its product multiple ankyrin repeats single KH domain (gene mask). Gene Ontology annotation, biological process: innate immune response. Gene Ontology annotation, molecular function: protein binding; RNA binding. The record is from RefSeq and is a predicted model, not a curated record. Gene Ontology annotation, cellular component: cytoplasm. NCBI's taxonomy places the organism in Eukaryota, Metazoa, Arthropoda, Arachnida, Araneae, Theridiidae.